Zonotrichia albicollis (white-throated sparrow) is the source of this 1183-nucleotide messenger RNA. NCBI's taxonomy places the organism in Eukaryota, Metazoa, Chordata, Aves, Passeriformes, Passerellidae. The record is from RefSeq and is a predicted model, not a curated record.
AUGGAGACCAUCGCCUUGCUGGGGUGGGGGUGCCAUAUCACCAGGGGCAGGCACAGGGAGGGGUUAUCUGACUGGAUAUCUGCACCUGGGGACCUCCUGCUGCCUGUGGGUGUGACACUGAGGGUCUGUCAUGGUGUCUUGAGGGGACAGAACAGUGCUGGGCAAGGACCUUGGCUGGGGCUGUCUGUCUGUGCCAGAGGGAAGGACAUUCCCUGUGCAGGACAGGCUGAGGGGGUGUCUGGAGCUCCACAUGUCCCAUCUGGCUGGGGAAGGAGCCACCUCCCUCCCCAGCUCUGGGGUAGGACCUGUCCUGGAGAGGGCUCAGUGUGUGUCACACUGGCGUCCCACACAGGAGUGCAGCCUCACUGCUCUGCUCUCUCUACAGGCACCACCUGUGUCCUCCUGUCCUUUCCCUUUGUCUUCAGCCCCUGCCUGGCCUGCAGGGACAGCACUCCACAAUGGGCAGCCUUCAUCUACUACCUCCCCUUCAUCAUCAUCUUCCAGUUUGGCUGGGCAGCCACACAGGUGUCCCAUCUGGCUCUCAUCCCCGAGCUGGUGAGCAGUGACCAUGGCAAGGUGGAGCUCACAGCUUUCAGGUAUGCCUUCACUGUCAUGGCCAACAUCACCGUGUACGGCCUGACCUGGCUCCUGCUGAACUUCCAGACGGACCAGCCCGACCGCAUGGAGCACCUGGGCCCACAGGACAUCCCUGUGUUCCGGAACUUGGCCCUCAUCGUGGUGGGGCUGGGGGCCGUGUUCUCCCUCAUCUUCCACCUGGGCACCAAGGAGAAGCCGUACCCACCGGGGGUGCUGCCCGAGCCAGAGGAGAGCACCCCGUGCCACACUCUGAGUCUGGAGGGUCCCCUGCACUGGGGGGCACUGGGCUCUGGGGAGGGGGUGACCCCACCCCGUCUCCUUGCACUGGACUCGUAUUCCCACCCUGACCUCAUGUCCCCAUCCCGGACUCUGGUGUCCCAUGAAGGCUGUCCCCGGUGCGGUGUGACCGGUGCAGGGUCACCUGGCACCUCUCACCUGCACAAUGAACACUAGAAGGGCCUAGGCCAGGCCGGGGCGGCCCCAGAAGAGGGGAGCGCUCGGGGGAGGCCCGAGGUUUUAACCUGCUUUUGUAAGGUCAAUACGUACAAACGGCACUUUAUAAAGGAGGAGAAAAAGGAGAGAAAAA